AGCUCUUUUUAUAUGUUUGGGUCUCUUUCAUGUGGUGAGUUGUGAAUGUCGUCGAUUGAGUUAGUAGACUACCAAACAGAGGCUGCACGACUGCACAAAGAAAUGAAUGACCUCCUUAAGAUGACUCAGCGCAAGACCAUCGCACGACGUCAGAAAAUAGACCUUUUUGUUUUGUCUGUUGCACACGAAAAAGAAAUCCAUUAUUUGUCAGGUCACAGUCCAUCAUCGUCUGAGGAAGUAUCGAAACUUCUUCGGGAAAAUGGAGAAGAGGAAGUUAUGGAGGAAGAAUGCCUCUGUCGAUACGAGGCUUUUGUAACAUCGAAGCGCUCCUUUUUUAGCGAUACCGGAACUGAUUUAGAUAAUGCUGCAACACUGCUGUUCGAAAGCAUGUUUGAAGGUGCCGAAAGAGACGAUUUAGAAUCGGGAAGAGGCGAGUUGCUGACAAGCACACGUUUCUCCUACAACGAACUGCACGAAUUCUGUCUUCUUUGUGAUGCAGCAGCUCGUUUACAUCGCCUGACCACGAUGGAGGUGAUGGCUCACAAGUUGACGUCUUCACUUGGCGAGGAUAAAUCAUUAUUGGCAGAAAAGGAAAAAUUAGAUGCGCAUGGAGCGCUUUUAAACAAGGCCAUUGUCGAAAAUGAAAACCAACUUUCAACGAUAACGGCCCGUUUGCGACGCGUUCGACGGGAGUUGGCUGUACUGGAGGUGGAAAAUGAGGCUGGGGCAGCUCGUGAGGAAGUCACGCCUGUAGUGACUAAUUUUCAAGAAGAUAGAAGUGCAGUCGCCGCUGCAAAAAAAGCUGUGGAAACUAUACAAGGGACCACGGCGAACUGGAUGCGCAGAAAACAGGAAGCUGAUUCCACCAAAACAGCACUGCGUGACAAGGCAGACGGAGUCACAGAUCGCAUCACAGCCUGCAAGCAAGCGGUAAUUUCCAUUGCUCUGAGUACAGAGGAAAUAGCGAGGAGAACGGAUGAGUUGAGAGAGAAAUGCGUUGGUCUCUCACGUGAUUUAGAUUUGAAGGAACGCUAUCGCCUUCAACAGAUUAGACUUCUGGAGAAGAGCGAGGCAAGCUACCAGGAAUUAAAGUCUAAGGUGUCACGACUGGCAGACGACGAUAAUGCCAAAACAGCACAACUGAACAACGCUGAAUUCGAUCGCCGGGAGAUUUGCUUACGAAUUGAUUCUGCGAAACAAAACUCACUUUCAGUGAAGACUGUCAACGCAAGGUUAAAGGAAUUGCUCGAAGAAGUUCAGUCGGAAAGAGAACUUCUUGAAGACAAAAUUCAGUACCUCGGGGGCUUGGUUCCUGACCAGACAAAUUUGAAAAGGCUUAUGGGUCACUGUGCCAAAAAGCUGGACUGCGCGCAUAUCUCACAGGCAACUGGGAAUUAUUUGGACUUUGUCCAGAAAGCUAGAGCGAGUCAGAGGGCACGCUUGAAUAAAAUUUAA
Messenger RNA from Leptomonas pyrrhocoris, 1455 nucleotides. RefSeq lists its product as hypothetical. Bases 103 to 1455 code for a protein of 450 amino acids. NCBI's taxonomy places the organism in Eukaryota, Euglenozoa, Kinetoplastea, Trypanosomatida, Trypanosomatidae. The transcript has a single exon. The record is from RefSeq and is a predicted model, not a curated record.